This is a messenger RNA of Triticum aestivum (bread wheat), 2907 nucleotides long. Its product is annotated as transcription initiation factor TFIID subunit 9-like. Gene Ontology annotation, molecular function: RNA polymerase II general transcription initiation factor activity; protein heterodimerization activity; transcription coactivator activity. Gene Ontology annotation, biological process: RNA polymerase II preinitiation complex assembly; DNA-templated transcription initiation. The transcript has a single exon. Bases 91 to 405 code for a protein of 104 amino acids. Gene Ontology annotation, cellular component: transcription factor TFIID complex; SAGA complex. The record is from RefSeq and is a predicted model, not a curated record. NCBI's taxonomy places the organism in Eukaryota, Viridiplantae, Streptophyta, Magnoliopsida, Poales, Poaceae.
UGCUUCUUUUCCUCUUGUAAACGGUAGGACAUCUAACCCAAUUCGUUCCCCGAAACCUUCCCCCACCAACCAAGGCACGGCAAUCAGACCAUGUACAGCGGCGGCGUGCGGCCAUCGCUUCCGUCCGCGGCGGCGGGAGGAGCCUCCGGCCCGGACGAGCCUCGCGACGCGCGCGUGGUGCGGGAGCUCCUCCGGUCGAUGGGGCUCGGCGAGGGCGAGUACGAGCCGCGGGUCCUGCACCAGUUCCUGGACCUGGCCUACCGCUACGUCGGGGACGUGCUCGGCGACGCCCAGGUCUACGCCGACCACGCAGCCAAGCCCCAGCUCGACGCCGACGACAUCCGCCUCGCCAUCCAGGCCAAGGUCAACUUCUCCUUCUCCCAGCCGCCGCCCCGCGAGGUAUGAGCACGACCAAUCUCAGUAAAAAUCCUAGAGUAUAUCUUCGUUAGAUUCGGACAAAUUAUUAGGUAUCGUAGCUUCAUUCAAUUGGUCAAUGACGAGGACAAGGGUCCACUUUAAGCUCUAGAUCGAGGACCGGCUUUCCUGUGAACCUAUCAGAUUCAGAGGGAGUAAUGUUGUGGACUCCAAUUGGGGAUAAGCACUGUAGAGGAUGUGAUGUGUCGCAGAGGAAACAAUCUACUCCCUCCAAUUGGAGCACGAAAAAUAUCUGGUUCUUGGCUGAAAUCUCAACGGCUAAGAGUACGAAAAAUGAUGUGUGCUGUUGAGACUUCAGUUAAUUUCUGGUUCUUGGCUGAGAGAUAUUUUUUGGGGAAAAUUUGAAUUUUAAAUAAGGCUCAACUUCUCGAUUAAAUGCGUUCCACAAUAAGAACACAUCAAUCAAAGAUUCAGACAUGGUGGUGUUUAGAAGCCACCAUCCGCAACGCAACACAGAGAUUGUGGUUUUUAGUCCUUGAGCUCAUGAAAUGUCGUUUUUUCUACACUCGUAGGUGUCCGAGGGACCAACAUAUCAGACAGUGUUAUACUGAAAUUAUAAUGAAAAAAAUAGGAGGGAACGUGGGAUUCGAACCCAGAUUCAUCUCAAUUACUCCCUCUGUAAACAAAUAUAAGAGCGUUUAGAUCACUACUUUAGUGAUCUAAACGCUCUUAUAUUUCUUUAUGGAGGGAGUAGUACAUUAGGACCAAGAUGACUCCUUUAUCCUUUAGGAAGUUGGAACUGACAGAACUUUUGCCAAUUUGGUGGGGUAAUCAGGGAGUGCCGAGAUUUAAAUCCCAGUGUGCAGCUAGUAGCAGAAACGAAUACCUUCUCGAUGUAAGGAAAAUCCUAUUCUUACGUAAAAAUCUUAUGAAAUCCAUGCGUACUGGUUUAUUUAAUUAUUUUAGAUUGUUACUGCUCCCACGAUCUUAGCAACCGUCACUACAAUGAACUGGUACGUAAAACUUUUUGUCGAACCUGUAUGUAUGAAUAGCAUUGCUCAUGUAAGUUCAAUACCAAUAGGUGGGAAAAGUCAGAAGUGAAGGUAGCAGAAUAGAACCCCUUCUCAAAGUAAAAAAGAAAAAGAAGUAGAGCAAAAGAGCCCUUUCUAACCUCCAUCAAGGAAAACCUUCCAUAUCUGCACACAUGAUGCAAGGAGAGACCAGUUGGGGCAGAACAUUGACUUCAGUUCAGUCCAUGACACCAUAUCUUGUUAGGAAUGUUCAACUGAGCCCAUUUCUUGUUUGGAAAGUUGAAUGCUUAUCAGCUGAAGGGUCUAAAAUCUUAGGAAUCAUGUGCAACUAGUAGUUCCAUAUACACAAUUUAACCUUUGAGAACCAAGCAAGAAAUAAAUACCCUCUUCUGUUAGUGCAGAGAUGCUGCUUUGUACCAUAGCAGACUUCUGUUGCAACUGGAAACAAGAAUACUCGGUUUCCUUAUUAAGUUGGCUUUACUCUUUAGAUAUAUUAUGUGUAUUCUCGAUAACUUCCGUUAGAUUUGGACACUCUUCAUGGAUGGGUCAAGUCAAAUAAUCACAUAGAGGGCUGAUGAGGUAUCGACUAGGAGGCACUGUAGCCAUCACAGAUCAGAAAGGUAACGGGGUAGUGGCGAAUAGAGAUUAGGGGGAGACUUCUUUAUUGAUAACUUGCAUCAGUCACUGCAGCUACGGGACCUUUAUAUAGGUGACUCAAGACCAGUGUCUUGGAUGGAUACAGACUUAAAGUGCUGCAGAAUGUGACUGCUGCAGGUUCUGUUGAAACGAUUCCUAACUUAGGGAACAAAAGAUUAAUUGAACUCUUAGCCUAUUCCAACUCAGGUGUGUCUGCUGUAGCCUCUGGGUUUACUCCUCCGAUAUGGAACUCCGCACAUAACACUCUGUAAUACAGUUACCUACCAAUUCAUUGGUACACUGGUUCCCCCCACUCCCACCUCUCCAAAUCUUCAGGAACAGGCUAAGCGUAGUAGAAAAUAAUGUUUUGAAAUACAUGGCUGGUCUUAUAUAGAAACAUGAAAUGAACAGGGUAUGAUUCUCAAUGUGUAUGAGGCUGGCAUCUGAAAAUAAUACCUAAAAUGUUGAUGAAUCAUAUUAGGCAGUAAAAGGAUAUUAGAGAUUGAGGGUCACUCCAAGUUUACUCACUUUUGGGUUAGCUGGUAAGUGCUACUAAACAAGAUCUUGCGUAGAUAAAGGCUAUGAACAACUCUUGUGGCUAGGCUAUGAACAAGAUCCGGCUGCCCAAGUCUAUCGCUCCACCUGGCUCGAUUCCUCUUCCACCUGAGCAGGACACUUUGUUGAGUGAAAACUACCAGCUCCUACCCGCACUGAAGCCACCAACUCAGACUGAAGAAGCAGAAGAUGACAACGAGAGAGCCGACGCAAUCCCUGCCAAUCCCAGUUCAAACUAUUCGCAGGAUCAGAGAGGCAGCGAGCAACAUCAGCCUCAGAGCCAGAGCCAGAGGGUUUCUUUCCAACUGAA